Molecule: messenger RNA, 3515 nt
Organism: Hypomesus transpacificus
Lineage: Eukaryota; Metazoa; Chordata; Actinopteri; Osmeriformes; Osmeridae
Exons: 8
Coding region: 191-3127 (978 amino acids)
Biological process (GO): regulation of transcription by RNA polymerase II
Molecular function (GO): DNA-binding transcription factor activity; RNA polymerase II cis-regulatory region sequence-specific DNA binding
Source: RefSeq, a predicted model, not a curated record
UUGUAGUGCGGAAGCAGUCCUAAUUAGGCUAUAAAAACAUAACAGUGCUGUUGCUUUGUAGCCUCGAGGUUUUUUUUUAUAUUAGGAACGCACUGUGUACCACUACAACACAGCUGCUUCAGUGUGCUUUUAUUUUCAUAUAAGGCGUAUUGUUAAAUUCAAUCGGAGAGUCUCUGACCAAAAGCCUAUAAUGGCGAAUUUUUUGCCUUUUCACACGCAGGUCACCUCGAUUAUGGGGGUCUUUGUGGAUGCGGCCGUGGCACAGAUUUGUGAACUUGUUGACGAAGGAUAUGCAGUUUUACGCUUGGAAAUAUCCAGAAGUCAAAAGGAAAACGAAGAGCUAAAGGAGAAAUUGGUGAGAAUGGAGAUGGGCAAUAUGCUAGGACUUGGAAACGUCGCGCCUGCGGUGCACGAGCGCACCCCAUUCUAUGCGAUAUCAGAGGAGGAUCGAUGUUCUAACAGGAUAUCUGCCUUGGAGCCAGAGUUUGAUGGGUUGUGUGUCAGUGGAGAACAACCAAGCCUAGAUGGGGAUCACCUACUGACUAACACCGAGAAGUCUGUGGAGAAAUUCCCCAUCCUAAUCAAAGAAGAAGUACACGAGGAUGACUUUGAUAUGUCCUGGACGCAAAAAGAACUAGAAAUCGAUAGAGAGAGCAGCUGUGCUGAUGAAGAAGAGAAUAUUGACAAAAUGGGGCUGAAUCGGACAAACCAUGUUUCUAAAGAGUGCACUCUGGUUAUCAAAGCAGACCCGGAGGAACAAACACUUGAACAAAUGGAGAACAUGUCUGUGGAACAGAAAAAUACAGGAUUUGCUUCACAAAUGAAUAACAGUCUGUUUCCAAGUACUGAAACAGAUUCUGAAGACCCAGCUUGUUCUAAUGCUGCUGAUAUCAUCCCUUCAUACUUCUCAGGCAGCCCUGGGACACAGAUGUCAUUAGAUGAGACAAGUACUAAUAGGGGACAGUUGUCAAAUGUCAAAUUUCACAUGGUUAAACCGAAAGUUGUAAUGCUGGAUUCUGAAGCCCACAAUGACCAAUAUAAAUCUAAUAGAAAUACACUACAGUUUCAAAUGCAGAAAGGUACAUCUGGUCCUGGUGGCUGUGGUAACUUAAGCGAGAGGCAUUUCUUGAGUCGUCGAAAGAGCCAAAGAGACCUCAGAGCUAGGUUUAAACUGCCUACUGCCCAACGAAUCAUACCAAACACAGAACAUGAAAUACAUGAAGGGGGCAGUCAAGAGAAGCAGUUCAUAUGUGGGUUUUGCGGGAAGAGUUUCACUGGUCAAAGAUAUCUCCAGGCUCACCAACGAGUUCACACAGGAGAGAAACCAUAUAGCUGUUCUCAUUGUGGUAAAAGAUUUGGCCAAGCAAGUUAUCUUAGGAAACAUCAGACAAUUCACACAGGGGUAAAACCAUAUGGUUGUCCACUAUGUGGAAAGCGGUUUGCAGAUUCCAGUAACCUCAUCAGACACAAAGGCGUUCAUACCGGAGAACGACCAUUCAUCUGCAUCCACUGUGGCUUACGAUUUGCUGUAAAACACAACCUUAGAAUUCACUUGCAGAAGAACCAUCCUCAUUCUUCUGGAACUCGAAUUGGAGAUAUACAUCCACACACGGUCUCUUUUUUUACAGAUACUCUUUCUAAAGGCAACAGAUCGACACACACGAUGUCAAAUUCAGUUACAUUUCAAACGCAGCUAGCCUCCAUUAUGGAGGUACUGGCAAAUGCGGCCGUGGCUGAAAUAUGCGAACUCGUUGACAAUGGCUAUGCCGUACUGCAUUUAGAAAUAACCCGAAGUCAGAAGGAGAACGAGGUAUUAAAAAGAAAAAUGCGUCUGAUGGAGCUUAAAGUUGCCCGUGCGUCUGCACUAAGAACAGCGGGAAUAGGAAGCUCAAUUUUUGCAAGCAGUCGAGCUCGAGCAAAUCUUGUGAAUGAUUCGAAAAGGACUCCGAGCUUAGAGGCACAAUUUCGGAGAAACGCUGAUUCCCAUUUUGCCUCCCUUGGCACAAGUUGUAUGGAUGAUGACCCUUCUGAUGACGGACAGACCGCCAAACAUAAAAAGGGGGUCUCAAUCACCCAAUCUGCAGCACUAACUGGGGUGAAGCCCAAACCACUAGUCAUAAAAGUGGAGAGGACUGAUGAUAUCUGGGAGAACUCUGACCAACCGGAAAGAGAGAGUCAUGGCACUGUUGGAGGACCAAUUGAUUCCAUAGUACACUCAGAAGCUGCUCAGCCAAUCAGCAAACAGGAGGUAAUGGGGCAAGGUAGUGCAAGCUCUUGCGUUUGGUCGAGUGGUGACACCAACAAAACGCUACUUUCUGAACCUAAAAACCUAAAUGCCAACAAAAGGUCUCAAAGCGCAGACUUGGAAACCGGUGAUGGUCUACCGAUAACAGAUCCAGUUCCUUUUGACUGUAUGUUAUAUGAGCCCCACAGUCAACAUGGGUCCCAUAGUACACAUACGUUGACUGAGGAUCCAGGGUGCUCGUAUUCUUUAAAAAUGAGUGUAAAUUCUGGUACGGCUCACUCUGAUUCAAGCAACGAUUUCCAUUUUGCUGUCGAUGAGGUAAGUCGCUCUAUAGCUGAGCACCAACAGCCUGCAAGUUACAGAGACAACAGACAGAGGGAGCCCUUGUCUGCAGAAGAAACCCAGAUGACCGUCAGAGAUGACAUGGACACUGGACCCAGUGCCUUCAUGGUCGACGAUGACUGGGUUUCCCAUAACAGUUCUAGCAGUGUCCCUAACUACAACAGUGACGGCUUGGAAAAGCUGUUCAUUUGUAGUUUCUGCGGAAAGACUCUGGCUUGUCUCAAAAACCUGAAAACUCACAUGCGGGUUCACACUGGAGAGAAGCCGUUCAGCUGCACGCAGUGUGGGAAACGCUUCUCGGACUCCAGCAACCUCAAGCGUCACCAGAGCGUUCAUACAGGAGAGAGACGCUAUGGUUGUAUGCACUGUGGGAAACGUUUUGCACAGUCGGGUUCCCUCAAAGUACAUAUGAGCGUACAUACAGGCUGUAAGCAGUUCAAGUGCCCGCACUGUGGCAAGACUUUCAUUUCGGCCAAUCAUCUCAGAAGACAUGUCACCGUCCAUGAAGGGGAAAAACAUUUGCCAACCACUUUUCAGUGACAUUUCAGAACCUUGUCACCAUUGAAGCUCGUUAGGUCAACAAUGCCCAAAGCACAUCAACUUCUAACCACUUGUUUGCAAGUGUGAGGUCAAUCCAGAUGAAAAUCAUAACCAUGUCAACCCAGCACCAACACAGACUCAAUCUGCCUUAAAAUCAAUACCAAUUUGGUUUGUUGGUUCUUGGCAACCUCCAAUGUUCCCCAAGGUUUUCAUUUUACAUGAUAAAGUUGGUGUGCAUUGGGUUUGAGGUUUACUAAGUGAAAAUAGUACUGUAGCAUGGUUUAAUUUGGCAGUUCACUUAACUCUGAAGGUUAUUUGUGGUGUGUUCGUGUCAAAAUAUUCAACAAAUUUGAGGUGUUAGUUUGUAAAAUAAAGUUCAUUGUCUCAA